AUCCCUACGCCUAGGCCAACAGCACAUCCCUCUGCAACUCUGGGAUUUCAGCAUUUCUACUACUCACUCAUAGAAUCAAGCUCAUUUUCCCUGUUGAUUCCUCAAAUGUUACUGAAGCGCCGCACCGGCGACGCUAAAUACCAGCGGCGGAUCCGGGCCCAGCGCGAAGCAAGCGAAGAGAUUGACGUGAGCGUCUCGAUUCCAUCCGACGGGCAAACAGAUGCAUCUGUAGACGAUAGCAGCGAGUCCGAAGUUGAUACAGGAGAUGCUCGCGCACUGCCCAUCGGUGCCGCUAGCAUAUCUUUUGGUGCCCUAGUCGAAGCACAGGCGAGCUUUCCGAGCAUUCUCAAGGACAAAAAAACUACCAAAGCCAGCAAUAAGCAGUCGGAUCAUGAGGAAGAAGUACGAAGAGGCACAUCAGAGAAAUCACACCAGGCCGAGCUAAGCCGUCCCAACAAGCAUGCUCCGACUGAAGUUUCAAGCAAGAAAGCUGUGACUCGGCGGAGAGACGUCGUCGCAACUGCCUACCGUAAACCUCGGGACCCACGUUUUGAACUUAUUAGUGGACCAGUAGAUAGAUCACGGGUCAAUGCUGCAUAUUCCUUCUUGGAUACAUAUCGUGAGGACGAGAUAAAUGAGCUAAAGACGGCUAUCAAAGCAACCAAAGACCUGGAAAAAAAAGAAGAACUCAAGAAGACGCUUAUGGCAAUGGAAUCACGGCAAAAGGCAAACAUGAAGAAAUUGAAAGAACAGGAGGUAGUUGACCGGCAUAAAAAAGAAGAAAAGGAACUAGUAAAGCAAGGGAAACAGCCUUAUUAUCUCAAAAAAUCAGAGCAGAAGAAACAAAUACUUCUUGACCGAUUCGCUGGCUUGAAAGGAAAACAGUUAGAUCGAGUCAUCGAACGUCGGCGAAAGAAGGUUGAUGGGAGAGAAAAGAAAAAAAUGCCAUUUUCAAGGCGACAAGCCGAAUAA
Molecule: messenger RNA, 972 nt
Organism: Blumeria graminis f. sp. triticale
Lineage: Eukaryota; Fungi; Ascomycota; Leotiomycetes; Helotiales; Erysiphaceae
Source: the annotation of a GenBank genome assembly